Molecule: messenger RNA, 3293 nt
Organism: Carassius gibelio (silver crucian carp)
Lineage: Eukaryota; Metazoa; Chordata; Actinopteri; Cypriniformes; Cyprinidae
Product: equilibrative nucleoside transporter 2
Exons: 13
Coding region: 259-1665 (468 amino acids)
Biological process (GO): uridine transmembrane transport; nucleoside transmembrane transport; guanine transport
Cellular component (GO): basolateral plasma membrane; plasma membrane
Molecular function (GO): nucleoside transmembrane transporter activity
Source: RefSeq, a predicted model, not a curated record
CAGCAGAAGACCGUCAGAGCAGCCGUAGGUGCGUGCGGACUCCAAUCCGGCUGGUAGCGGUAAUUCACCACAAGCUGCUGGUUCGCCAGCUGCCGAAGAAAACCUGAGCAGAGACCAUGUGGUGCAUGCUUCCUGAUACACGCGGAUCCUAAUGAAAUGCGUAUAGAGCACGUUUAGCGGAUAUUAUGCGCGUGGAUGGAGAAGAUGAAAUGAGAGAAUAACCAAGAAGAUCGUGUUUACAACUGCCACCCGUACAAAAUGAGCCCAAGAGAAGAUGCUCCUGCAGACCGUGGCUUCUUCGUCGGGAUCAUAUUCUUCAUCCUUGGCCUGGGAACGCUGUUGCCAUGGAACUUCUUCAUGACGGCAUCUAUGUAUUUCAACAACAGACUCAACACGUCUGAAUGGAGUAAUGGAACAAUAACCACCAGGAAGGAGUAUUAUUUUGAUAACUGGAUGACUCUGCUGUCCCAGCUGCCUUUGCUGCUGUUCACUUUCCUCAACUCCUUUCUCUAUGAUUGGAUCUCAGAGAAGGUGAGGAUAGCAGGCAGUCUGGUCUUCAUCCUCAUCCUCUUCGUCCUCACUGCUGUGCUGGUGAAGAUCUCGAUGGAGGAGGACCGCUUCUUCUCCGUCACCAUGGCCACUGUCUGGUUCAUCAAUUCGUUCGGGGCCGUGUUACAGGGAAGUCUGUUUGGUUUGGUGGGAUUGUUGCCGCAGAGGUACAGUGCCAUCUUUAUGAGCGGACAGGGGCUCGGUGGGACAUUUGCAGCUCUUGCAAUGAUCUUCGCCAUCGCAAGUGAAGCUGAUAGUGAGUCUGCAGCUCUGGGUUAUUUCAUCACUCCGUGUGUCGGGACCCUAGUCACACUCUUCAGUUACAUGCUGCUCCCAAAACUGGAGUUUGCUAGGUUUUACCUGGACCGCAAAAGCAAGAGUUACGAGCUUGAGACGUCCAGCCGGCUGCUGCCUACAGGUGACUCUGUCCCUCCAGGUGAUGUUGAAGGCUGUGAGAAGACCAGUGAUCUGUCUGUUGGCUCUGUGGCGAACGGGAAUCCUAAUAAAGGUGAUAGCAGUGUGAUCGAAGAGGAGGGGGUCAGACAGGCCUUCAUCCCACUGCAGUCAGAAAACAAGUCAACACAGAAGAGCUCCAUCCUGGAAGUCUUCAAAAAGAUUUGGCUUAUGGCGUUUUGUGUGACGUUUGUAUUCACAGUUACACUGUCAGUUUUCCCUGCUGUUAUUGUGGAUGUGAAAACUGUGUAUGGAGGAAAAUGGGAACGAUACUUCAUUCCUAUUUUUUGUUUUCUCUUGUUUAACGUGAUGGACUUUACUGGCAGAACUGUCACGAUAUUAUUGAAGUGGCCGUCUAAAGACAGUCGGUUGUUCCCGCUGCUGGUGGUCUGUCGAGUGGUCUUCGUCCCGCUGCUCAUGAUGUGUAACGUACAGGAGAGACACUACAUGCCUGUGCUCUUCUCCAAUGACAUCGUGUUUGCUACCAUCAUGUUGUUUUUCUCUGUGUCCAGCGGAUACUUUGUGUGUCUGUCCAUGACCUACGCACCACAGCUUGUGGAGCCUAAAGAUGCUGAGACGGCCGGUGCGUUGAUGACGUUUUUUCUGGCUCUGGGUCUGUCGUUGGGAGCAGCGUUGUCGUUUCCUCUGCGUUUGCUGGCCUGACCUCAUCUUCUCACUCUCACUCCUGAAUCCUCGGCUCUCAGGCUCCUGCAGCGGCGCUCGGAGUCAGUCUCAUCUCUUACUGUUCACACACAUCAGACACAGUCAUGAAGGGAAGCAGCGACAUUACGCCAGUUUAUUUGGCAGCUAAAAAACAUGAUGUACAGAAUCACCAUGCUGUCAUAAAGGGAGAAAUGAAUCAAACAAACUAUAAAGAAGCAUUUUUUGAUUAUUUAAACCUAGAUUUGUACUGUGUUUUACUCUUAGCAUUAAACAUAUAUACAGUAUACGUACACACACACACACACAUAUAUAUAUAUAUACCUAUAUAUAUAUAUAUAUAUAUAUAUAUAUAUAUAUGUGUGUGUGUGUGUAUAUUGAAUGUCAGGACACAGGGAACAACAUAAAGUUUUGAUAAAAUGAAAUGUCAAAAAGCAGGAAAAUAUUGCGUGUUUUUUUUUACUAAUUUCCGUGAACAGGAGAUUUUUACUGGGAAACCCUUGUAUUCAGGAAUUUAAUUUUUGAAGGGAACAUUAUUAUUUACAUUUCUUAUAAUUGUGGAAUAUAUAUUACACAUGUAAAAUGCAGUUAUAUACAUAUCAAAGUUUCUCUGAUUCUGUACUUUUCUAGGUCAACAAAAAAAAAGGGUACGACACCUACAAUAUGUACAAAAUGUCAGAUUUUCUUAGAAAAAUUAGUCGCUUCAGCGUUUCAAAUUAUGCUGAUAAUGGCAAAAAAAACAAAAAAAGCAAGAUAAUGCAUUUAGACUAGAAGACGUGUGGACGGUGAUGCUCAUGACAUCAUCAGUGUUCAAAGAUUGAGGGGGUUAAAGAAAAUGCAUUUAUUAUUAGGGUCCCGCAGGCAGGACAAGAAAACAACAGAACAAUUUUUCAAAACAGAAAAUUAAAGCUUGACUGUGAGACCACAGUUUAUAACCUGGGCUCCAGAGAAAACUUCUGUGAACCAAACCACAAAACAAAACAAGAAAGUGUAUACUCUCAAUUUGACGUUCCUUCCAGUAUGUUUUGUAAAGGAAGGAUGGAAAUGAAAUCAAUCAUCACUUUCAUUCUGUAUAAAGAACUGAUUGGGGCGAUGCAAAGAUGUUCGCCAGAUAAUAUACCGGUAUAUCCAUUUUUUUUUUUUUUUACUUUGUGUGUGUGUGAAAUUACUAUAAAAGCCUGUUUGUUGUCUUUAUAAAAUCAAAUUAUUAUUUGAGUGUCCUUGUGGUCAAUAUAUAUAUAUAUUUUUUUAAUUGAUAACAUUAAAAAGCUUCCUGAGGUACGUCUUUGUCCCUUACAGAGGUUUCUUUUCUGGCCUGUAUCACAGUCCAAUGUAAGUUCUUGUGAUGAUUGUCAUGAGCUCAUCUCAUGUGGAAACCUGCUUUAGACUGCUGUGACCUUUCAUUUCACUCAUGCAUAUGGAGUAUUAAGUUACAUAUUUGUGAUACGUCCUGUAUGCACAUGUUGGGAGUGUACAAAGUGCCAUAUGAAAUUGAGAGGUGAAUUUUUUUUAUAGGACCAAAAUGUUACAGAUCUUUUGAAAACGUUGAUUGUUUUGUAGUGCUUUCAGUGUUGAUUUAGAGUGAUGCUUUUAAUUAUAUAUGAAAUAAACACCUGUUCUAUACAGUAGAA